AUGGCUACCCCAAUGCGCAACCCAAAAGACUCCAUGAAGUCAACUUGGCGUUCUUGGGAUCAUUCAGAAUGGACCUUCUUCCACUGGUUCCUUGAUUAUUUGAAUGUGCAUCAUCUUGAUCUGAAUGAGGAAGUACCCGUUCAUCAAAAGACCGAAAGAGUACCUUAUGCUCCAGAACUUCAGUUCCACCGCUGGGUCCUCACCUAUGCCCUCAUCCCACUCGUCCUUCAUCAACUCUAUGUGACCUUCGUCGGCUAUCCUCCGGCCUGGCUAGCGUUUGUCUUCUACAGUGUGGCUCUAGAACUCAUUGCCGUGAAAGAGACGCAUAUACUCCGUCGUGUCGGUCACAAGAUCGGGUUCUUCGACGGAGACAAGCACGCCCGCGACGGUGUCCCCGAUGUCGGUGUCAGCAAAACUGCUUGGAGCCUUUUAGCCGUCAUCGCUCUCCGUCCUAUGUUGACCGUCUUCCUCGCCUACCGCACCGAUGAAGCCCCAUCCUCUAUUCGAUGGGGAUGGCUCAUCUUCGAGACUGGCAUGUACCCCCUGGCCAUCGACUUCUGGUACUACAUCAUGCAUCGAUCGGCACACGAAGUAGAGCACCUCUGGCAAUUCCACCGCACUCACCACCUGACCAAACACCCGAAUCCUCUGUUGACUGCCUAUGCGGACACCGUUCAGGAGUUCAUUGACGUCAUCGGCACACCUUUCCUCGCGUACAGCUCACUUAAACUCUUGGGAUUCCCCAUGGGCUUUUAUGAGUGGUGGAUCUGUCAGCAAUACGUCGUCUUCACGGAAGUCCUUGGUCACAGUGGUUUGCGUAUGAUUGCCACGGCAGUCAACCCCUGGACGUGGCUGCUCCGACUGUGCGAUAUGGAGCUUGUGAUCGAGGAUCACGACCUCCACCACCGCAAGGGCUGGAAAAACAGCCACAACUACGGCAAGCAGACUCGGGUGUGGGAUCGAUUGUUCAAUACGUCGAUUCCUCGUAUCGAGGGACAUGCCGACAACAUCGAUUAUGUCAACACAGCGGAAAUCCCGCUGUUUUAA
This is a messenger RNA of Penicillium salamii, 1047 nucleotides long. The record is from the annotation of a GenBank genome assembly. NCBI's taxonomy places the organism in Eukaryota, Fungi, Ascomycota, Eurotiomycetes, Eurotiales, Aspergillaceae.